Molecule: messenger RNA, 417 nt
Organism: Clonostachys rhizophaga
Lineage: Eukaryota; Fungi; Ascomycota; Sordariomycetes; Hypocreales; Bionectriaceae
Source: the annotation of a GenBank genome assembly
AUGUUAGAUUGUGGGCGGGCUCGUCAGGCAAAUGAGGUCACCGCGCGUCACGUGCGCCGCUCUAGCAGGUACCCUGGCCACUCUGAGCUCCCUGAAGCCGCGAACAAUUGGACCCAGUCUGAGCUGGGGUUGCGUAACAGCUGUCCUGUUCAAUUUGACAAUCGCGAUAACCACUUCCUCUCUCAUUACACUCGUUAUCCCGACCCAGGUCUCUCUGUUCUCUUGCUCAAACGACACCUUACGCCGUCAACCGAGGACCGAUUCCAUCCAACAGCAACAAUGAUUUCCGACGGCGACCUCUACACCCUUGCCAUCUUUCUGGGCUCGGCUUCUAUGGUUCUCAUCGUUGUGUAUCAUUAUUUCGAAGUCAAUGCCCCCGAGAAAAUAGCUCAGAUCGAGAAGCCGGCGAAGUCUUAA